CUGCACGCUUUCGUCUUUGAGAAGCAGAGUGACGCUAGAAAUAUCAAGCAUAUCCUUCAGAAUAAGGGCGUGAAGACUUCAAAGAAUACAACGAAAACGAAGUCAUCCGCAAGUGCUCAGCAAGUUGCUACUGAAUCGUCUUCUUCGAAUUCACAAUUGUGUAAGGCGGAGGAGACACCGCACAGUAGUGACGAUCAGAAACCAUCAAGAAUUCGCACAGCAUCACCCAAUCAGCCUGAUAUUUCGGUGCUCAAAAUCAUAUCGCCAAAAAGGAACAACAAGCAACCGCGUAAACUUCAAGCGGUGAAUAGCGAAGCGGGUUCGAAGCGAGCAACACCUGGAGCUGGCUCUGGUCAG
Messenger RNA from Cooperia oncophora, 357 nucleotides. Lineage: Eukaryota; Metazoa; Nematoda; Chromadorea; Rhabditida; Trichostrongylidae. The record is from the annotation of a GenBank genome assembly.